Helianthus annuus (common sunflower) is the source of this 487-nucleotide messenger RNA. Its product is annotated as protein SAMBA. Bases 47 to 382 code for a protein of 111 amino acids. The transcript is spliced from 3 exons. Lineage: Eukaryota; Viridiplantae; Streptophyta; Magnoliopsida; Asterales; Asteraceae. The record is from RefSeq and is a predicted model, not a curated record. Gene Ontology annotation, biological process: negative regulation of organ growth. Gene Ontology annotation, molecular function: anaphase-promoting complex binding.
CAAAGGGUUUCAACUUUCAAACUUUUGAAAUCAACAAUCAAACAAGAUGAGCAACAGUUCACUAACAUCAUCACCGGCGAGAUCAUCGAUAUCUACGACGGCGAUUGUCGGAGCCAGCGGAAUCUCUUCAUCCGAUGAGGUCUACUUCUCAGCCGAUCUCACCACUUUUCAAGAACGUAAAGAAGAGGCUCUUAGAGCCUUGAAAGAGGAUUUGAUGGCAACAUUGAACAAGGAAGUUAGGAUGUUGGAUGAAGACAGUUGGAUGUUUGAAGGGCCUCGUUCUCGAAUCCACCUUAUAACUCGACCAGGCGGUCUUCUAAGCAAACAUGCGGAAACGAUGAAGCUUACCCAGAAAAGGAAUCAAAAUGCUUCAAUCAAGUAGAAAAUUUUGGUAUUUUAUGCAUGCCAUAUUUGUGAUCUAGCAUUCUUUGUAGUGACAUUAUGUAUUUCAAAAACAAUUAUUAUAAUUUAAGCAUUAUUUAGUAAA